Messenger RNA from Acaromyces ingoldii, 810 nucleotides. RefSeq lists its product as hypothetical. The coding region runs from base 1 to 810 and encodes 269 amino acids. The record is from RefSeq and is a predicted model, not a curated record. The transcript is spliced from 3 exons. NCBI's taxonomy places the organism in Eukaryota, Fungi, Basidiomycota, Exobasidiomycetes, Exobasidiales, Cryptobasidiaceae.
AUGCUGUCCUCGAUUUCCACGUUCUUUGCCAUUGGUCUUCUUGCUUCAUCUUUCCUCCAUUCUCUGUUCGCGGCGUCCCUCUCUCUUCAAGAGCGAGAUGAAGGUGGCACGCUUCCUGAAGAGGGCACAAAGUGGACCGAUUCCAACGUAGACCCGCCCACACAUCUCUUUGCUAUCAACUAUGGCGACUGCGACUUUCAGGUCAGCUUCCAGCGGGCCGGCAACGACGACGUGUACGACUACCAGAUUCAUGCCCAGUUCCCAAACGUAGCCGACCCCAGCAGCAGUCUGCCGACCAAAUACAGCGUGCGAGACGGCAGACUGGCCGUCGUGUCGCUCAGGGCAGCCGACGACUCGCGAAACACAUACCAGAUCAGCGAGACGGCCAGGUUCGUCCCCUCGCUCACCCCUGUCGACGUGUGGGCAUGCAGGGACGGAGGCUCAAAUCAAGCCAUCCUUGCGCAGUCUUUCCGAAUCUCGGCCACGGCGAGGGGCAAGGAAACGUGGUGGUCUCCCACCAUCAAUGUCACCCCGGGUCUGCCUCCGUCACCGGUGACGGGACUGGCGGGCAAGCGGGGAGGGACGAUCACCUGGACGUCGCCUCCAGAGCUGGCCGUUUCCGAUGUCGACGGCUACUUUGUCCUCUUCCGUGCAGUAAAACGGCAUGACGUGGAGACGUUCUUUGCCGAUGAGGAUGCACGAUCAUUCCCGCUCAACAGGGACCUCCCUGGCAAUAUCUCAGUCGUACCCUAUCUCAGAAACGGGGCUGUUCCCGAGACUGGCAGGAAUGCUCAGAUCUACCUCUCCUGA